Paralichthys olivaceus (Japanese flounder) is the source of this 3032-nucleotide messenger RNA. Its product is annotated as sodium- and chloride-dependent transporter XTRP3A. The record is from RefSeq and is a predicted model, not a curated record. Lineage: Eukaryota; Metazoa; Chordata; Actinopteri; Pleuronectiformes; Paralichthyidae. Gene Ontology annotation, molecular function: L-proline transmembrane transporter activity. Gene Ontology annotation, cellular component: plasma membrane. Gene Ontology annotation, biological process: sodium ion transmembrane transport.
UUGAUCCGCUGCCUGUAAUCAACUUCACAGAGCCUCUGAAGUUUGACUGCUGUGCUCAGACCUGCACACGAUCACAGGACUUAACCAUGGAGAAAGACACAAGACCCAGCUGGGACUCCCCCCUGCAGUUUCUGUUGGCCUGUGUGUCUUAUGCAGUGGGACUGGGAAACGUGUGGCGGUUUCCAUACCUGUGCCAAAUGCACGGUGGAGGGGGGUUCUUGAUUCCAUAUCUUCUCAUGCUGGUUCUGGAGGGUGUGCCCUUAUUCUGCUUAGAGCUCGCCAUUGGUCAGAAGAUGCGUCUUGGAAGCAUCAGGGCUUGGACUGCCAUCAACCCUUAUUUGGGAGGAGUGGGUAUUGCUAGUAUUGUGACAUCCAUGUAUCUGUGUCUCUAUUACAACGUCAUCAAUGCAUGGAGUUUCUGGUACCUCUUUAAUUCAUUCCAAUCAGUCCUGCCCUGGGCAGAGUGUCCCAUCAAUGCCAACCGAACUGGAUUCAUAGAGGAGUGUGAAAAGGCGACACCCACCCAGUACUUCUACUACAGGAAGACACUGGAUAUUUCUUCUUCUAUUGAAGUGAAUGGAGGCAUCCAGACAAGCCAGGCAAUGUGUCUUGUGCUCGCCUGGGUAAUUUCCUACCUGUUCGUAAUCCGAGGGGUAAAGUCAACUGGAAAGGUGGUGUACUUCACAGCCACAUUUCCAUAUGUGGUCCUUUUUAUCUACCUGAUCUGGGGCUUCACUCUUCACGGUGCCAUAAAUGGUGUCAAAUACAUGUUCACACCCAAGAUGGAACAGCUUGCCAACCCCAGCACAUGGAUCAAUGCAGCCACUCAGAUCUUUUUUUCUCUGGGUUUGGGUUUUGGGUCACUCAUAGCUUUCGCCAGCUACAACGAGUACCACAACAACUUUGAGCGCCAGGCCAUCGCGGUUUCCAUCAUCAACAGUGGCACGUCCAUCUUUGCCAGCAUUGUCACCUUUUCCAUCUAUGGGUUUAAGGCCACAUUCAACUAUGAGAACUGUCUAGAGAGGACACGCUUACUGCUGCUGAACACCUUCGAUCUAGCAGAGGACACCAUCUCCAUCGACACUGUCUUUGAGUGGACUGAGAAGCUGAAUGCAACAUACCCGCAGGAGUUUGCUGAGAUCAGCAGCAAACUGGAAAUGUGUGACCUGGAGAGGGAACUCGACAGUGCAGUAGAAGGGCCAGGUCUGGCCUUCAUAGUGUACAGCGAAGCUAUUAAAAACAUGCCAUUGCCUCAGCUGUGGUCUGUGCUGUAUUUCUCCAUGCUCCUGCUGUUGGGAAUGGGCAGCAUGCUGGGUAAUAUCACCGCCAUCAUCACCCCGCUACGAGAUUUCAAGGCCACGUCCCGUAUAAGCAGCGAGUUGUUUAACGGUCUAGUGUGUUUAUUCUGUUUCCUGCUCGGCCUGGGCUUCACUACCACAUCAGGGAAUUACUGGUUCACCAUGUUCAAUGAUUACGGAGCCACUUUCUCGCUGCUGUUCAUUGUCCUUGUUGAGGUCGUAACCAUUAGUUACAUCUAUGGAAGUGAAAGGUUUGAAAAGGACAUAGAGGAUAUGCUUGGUCAUCGCCCAAACUGGUAUUGGAAAAUCAUGUGGAAAUUCAUCAGUCCCCUUCUCAUCAUUUCUAUUUUCAUCUUCUACAUCAUCAACUACAUCCAGGGAGGGACACCUACUUACCAAGCGUGGAACAAAGAGCUGGGUAAAUCCGAGGUAAAAGAGUAUCCGGUCUUUGGUCAAGUCUUCAUCGGACUGCUGCUGGUGUCGUCAGUGAGCUGUAUUCCCCUCACAGCUCUGUAUGUCUUCUGCAGGAAGAGGAUACAUGGAAAGCACAGUGUAAGCACAGUGUGUGAAUAGUGACCGCACCAUCUCUGAACACAGCAGCAGAACAUCAUUGAUAACUAACACAUGAAGGGACAGUGGCACACAAUCAGUGCUCAUUUGUGUUUCUUUCUUUUAUUCCUCAACUUUCACCAAAGUUUGCAUUGCUGAAAGCAAUUUUUAAACUCUGCUCUCCCUGUCAGAGGGCUUCUUUUAAGAACGGACAGUACAUAAACCCAUUGAAAAUGGAAACAGAACAACUGGAGGCAUGGGGCAUAAACCCAGAAGAAGGCAUCAAAUAAUUCUGCUCCUUAAGAUAAAAAAAGCUGUGUAUCUGGUGAAUGAGCUGUAUUUAUAUAGCACUUAACAGCCACUCAAAGUGCAGUAUGAGUCACAUUCACAUAACUUCAUGGUGCUCUGUGCUAGUCCACAGCGUAACAGUGGAAUAUGUUCAUUAAUGUAUAUAGAGUUUGUUUGAUUCCUCAGCUUUUAUUUAGCUGAAAUUCACUGUAUCAUAUUACACUAGUUUACUAAAUGGUCUUAUUGUAUGUAGAUACAGGUUUGAGUGCUGUAGAUAUUUGAUGUUUGAAAUCAUGUGGUUUAACAGCUAACCUCAAAUAUUAAUAUCUGUUAAUAUCUCAAGUCAAACACGUUUUUGUCGAAAUAUAAAACUCCACAAUGGGAUUUUGGUCCAGAGAGAGGAUUACAGAGGGUCCAGCUCUGCUGCCACUGGCACCAUUUUGUUUCUAAAAUGGGUUUGAAGCACGAGAAAAGGGGACGUUCAGUUCUUAUCACACCACUCUGGCUGAAUGUUUUCACUUGUCUUUAGAAUAUAUGCUGGACUCCAUGAUUAAGAGGACCUUGAUUGUAUUGAGUUGUAUAUAUAGUAAGCACAUUAAUGUUUUCUCUUUGUAAGAAUUCUGUACAAAUGACCUGUUUUCCUAUGUUAAAUAUUUUUGAUAGGUAGUUUUAUAUCUGUAAUCUGUCUAUAAAGGGCUGACAUCUGCUAUCACAUCCUCUCUAUAAGAGUAAAGCUCAACACUUGUAUUAACCAGUAGAGGAGCUUCUGUGCCAAAUAUCAACAAAAUACUGAAAUAUUUGCUUUGUACACCCUCAAACAUGUACACUGUGUACAUAUUGUAGAUAUGUUUUCAAACUAUCUUAUGGAUACUCAAUAAAUAUGUGACUUUUGCUUUU